Messenger RNA from Tarenaya hassleriana, 468 nucleotides. RefSeq lists its product as uncharacterized. The transcript has a single exon. Lineage: Eukaryota; Viridiplantae; Streptophyta; Magnoliopsida; Brassicales; Cleomaceae. The record is from RefSeq and is a predicted model, not a curated record. The coding region runs from base 1 to 468 and encodes 155 amino acids.
AUGGCUGCCUACAAACCCUAUUGUUUGAUAUUAAUCCCAAUUCUCAUUCUCUUAACGGCGUCGUUUCAUGUCGCCUACGGUGGCGUCGACGACUCUCUUUUAUUGAGUUAUAAACACGUCGUGAUCCGUAACGAUUUAACUUCCAAAGACAACCUCGUCGUUCACUGCAAGUCGGGAGACAGCGACUUGGGUCGCGUGACCAUCCCGUACGGCGGCAGUUGGGGAUUCAGGUUUCGCGUUAAUCUCGCACAUACGACGCGGUUUUACUGCCAUUUCACGUGGCCCGGCCAGUCGAAAUGGUUCGAUAUUUUCGAAGUGUUGAGGGACGAUAACAUAGGCGGUCCAUGGCCAAUCUGCAGAGAAUGUGUAUGGAGCAUCGACGGUGAUACGUUCGGUGGGCCUUGUCGGAUCAGACGCGACGGGAAACCUCCCUUCUGUUUUGGUUGGAACCCUUCAAAGGGAUUCUAA